CCGAGAGCUAGCUACCCGUCAACAACAGUGGUUACUAAAGCUGAGAAAGAGGCGGACAACUGGUCCGCACAAUGAAAAUUAGCACGCGUCAAGUGUAGGGUUUAGCCACAGAAGGCAGUCGUUUGUUCAUUUGUAAUUAAAAACAGGCCCUCAGCCAACAAAAAGCCUGUCUUCGGUGUAUUGUGAAGAUUAGAAAAAAACCCAAAGAGCGAGGAUGUUGGUCCCCGCGGGAAGAUAAUGAAGAGGCUGCGCGUUUUGUUGGUGUGCCUCAUUGUAGCUCUCCUGUGCUGGUACCCCAGUCAAUAUGUGUAUUGUUCAGAGCAGAGCUUUUCUGACCCAGGUCAGUCUGCCGUGGACAAAAACCCUGAUGGCCAGGAGCAGGACUCCACGCAACACAAGGUGUCGGACGAAUGGACGACACACACAUCAUACGAUAUGGGGCUAGAGACGGAGAGAGCAGCACUAGAGAUGCUGGAAACACAAAACAUACACCAAGAAGAGACUGUGAUUCAUUGGGAUGCUGAGGUGAAGGAGACCAAGCCUGAACCAGAGUCUGAUACUGUACCUGCUGCUCCUGAGCCAGAACCCCACCCAGACCCCCAGGCUGAUUUGGACCUGCAGAGUGACACCCAGGACCAUGACCGGGAACUCCCUGUGUCCUCCACUCCAGAACCAGUUCCAGCACAGGACCAAGUGUCCACAGAUGCCCCCACCCCAGCGGAGAUCUUCAGUGAGGCCCCUGCUGCACCCCCCAUCCUGGACUCAAACCCAGCCGCAUCCCCAGAUAAAGCUGAAAACACACCUACCUCCCAGAGUGCCGGCCAGACCCACACAGGUGCAGUGCUGGUUGCCAGUGCAGGAGAUGAACUCCCAGUAGACCACUUUGUUUUUGCUGAGCACUCUGAUUCACAGUGCGGGGUCAUUCCCCCCGAACUGGCAACCUGUGAAAACUCUCCUUUUGGCAGCCUUCUCCUCAGUGUGGAUGAGGCUGCCGCAGAGGACCAGCUUUCCGACCAGAGCCACAGCUCCGGUCCUGAAGCAGAAGUCCAGUCUACUCCGGGCCAUAUGGACCAGGAACAACAACAGGAGCUGGAGGAUGGGCUGUCUGAUUUGGACCAGGAGGGCAACACUUCCCAACACCAACAAGAACAGCAGGAAGGGGAUGCCAGUAUUGCGAGGGAGACUGAUCCCUCAGUGCCCAGUAAAGAAGACAUCCCCACCUUCGACGAGUGGAAAAAACAAGUCAUGGAGGUGGAGAAGGAGAAAAGUCAGUCUCUCCAUACCUCAACCAGCGGCAGCCCCCAUCCAGUGAAGAAGGUCCAGAAAAACUUCAAGAAUAACUAUGCCUCUGUGGAGUGUGGUGCCAAGAUACUCUCUGCCAACAAUGAGGCCAAGAGCACUUCAGCUAUUCUCAUGGAGAAUAUGGACCUUUACAUGCUAAAUCCUUGCAGCAACAAAAUCUGGUUUGUGAUAGAGCUCUGUGAGCCUAUUCAAGUCAAGCAGCUGGACAUUGCUAACUUCGAGCUCUUUUCAUCAACUCCUAAAGACUUUUUAGUCUCCAUCAGUGACAGAUAUCCUACCAACAAGUGGGUAAAACUGGGUACUUUCCAUGCACGCGAUGAGCGCAUUGUGCAGAGCUUCCCUCUGGAUGAGCAGCUUUAUGCUAAAUAUGUGAAGAUGUUCAUCAAGUACAUAAAGGUUGAACUCCUCUCCCACUUUGGAUCAGAACACUUCUGUCCACUCAGUCUCAUCAGGGUGUUUGGUACGAGCAUGGUGGAGGAGUAUGAGGAAAUCUCUGAUUCCCAGUAUCCUUCAGAAAGACUGGAGUACUUGGAUGAAGACUAUGACUAUCCACCUGGCUACCAACCAUCAGAGGACAAGGCCUCUAAAAACCUGCUUGGCUCAGCAACCAAUGCCAUCCUUAACAUGGUAAACAACAUUGCUGCUAAUGUGCUGGGCGGCAAGCCAGAGCUGGAGGGUGCAACAGAAACAGGAGCUAAUGUAACAACAGAAGAGAAUGAAAAGAAGGGAAGCACAGAAGUUACACCCAAACCAGCUGAAACACCUCAUGACUCUGCAGUACUGGAGCCUGCAGAGUCAGAACACCGUCCUACUCAGGAGGACUCUGAUGUCUCCACACCUCCUCCCCCAUCACCUGACUCCCAGGAGGACAGACAGAUUGUCACUCUGGUAGAGGAGGAAGAGGAGGAGGAGCCCAGACAGUCUACGGUCACCCUGAUGGAGGAGGAAGGAGAGGAAGAGGAAGAGAAGAGAGAGGAGGAGACGACAACGAAGAGGGAGGCCGACAGGAACAAGUGGGAGAACCAGACGUACUGUCCUUUCUCCUCCUUCUCUUCCCUGUCUCUGUCCUGCAUGGCCACGCUGCCGGAGCUGCUCCAUCGCUGGUGCUCCGCCAGGCUGGCCAAGGAGAGACUCCGCAGCCUUAGGCGGAGGCAGCUGAGCAUUCAAACACAGACGGAGAAACAUACCCCUUCCCCCACACCCACACCCCCACUGAUCCCUGCCCCUGUCCCCACACCUCUCAAAGAAGCCCUCCCACUCACAGAAAAAGCUCCCGAGCCCGAGGUGCCUGUCAAGGGCCAAGACGAGGGCAAAAACUUGGCCGAGGUGCACACCAUAUAUCCCAACACUGACACCCCUGACGCACACACUCCAGAGCUGAAGAUUCUCCUAGAACCAAGUAGAACCUCCACCAUCCCCCCUCACAGUUUCUCAGACAUCCAUAGUUCCCAGACAUGGCCUACCCCCACGCACGAGAAGAGGCUGCAUCCUCCCAUUAAAGAUGCAGCCCUGGACCCUGUCCCCACUCCACCACUCCAAGCCGUCUCAAUCCCCGAGACGCAACUGGCCAGCAGUGCCACCCCCACCCUUACAGUCAACUUGCCCCCACAACCUGUAGCCUCUGAGACGGCUUCUCUUGCUGUUGUGGUUUCCCCUGUUAAGGAGCAGCCUGUUCAGCCUCUUCCCACCGCAUCAAGGCCUGAAGACCUCAUCCCCCCUCCGACUGAACUGCCAACAGCUCUCCCACUGACCGACACAGACCCAGUACAGUCGAGCACAGACAGUGGGGACUCACAGAGACACAGUGUCCAGGCAUCUCAGACUCACGGGGAACAGGGGGACUCUCUCACUCAGACUGGAGAGCCCCAUCGCGUGGAAGACACGGUGGACGAGGACCUGCUAAGCACUAAUGGGAAUGGCAACGUCCACCGAACAGCUACAGACUUUUAUGCAGAGUUGCAGAAUGGAGGAGAUUAUAAUGGGGGCCCAGUGAGUGGGAACAGCGUGUUAUUGAACGGAGGAGCGGUGCACGGAUCCAGCCAGAAGGAGAGCGUGUUUAUGAGGCUGAACAACAGGAUCAAAGCCCUGGAGAUGAACAUGAGUCUGUCCAGCAGAUACCUGGAGGAGCUCAGCCAGAGAUACCGUAAACAGAUGGAAGAGAUGCAGAGAGCGUUCAAUAAGACCAUCAUCAAACUGCAGAACACCUCCCGCAUUGCUGAGGAGCAGGACCAGAAGCAGACGGAUUCCAUCCAGGUCCUGCAGAGCCAGCUGGAGAAUGUCACAAAACUGAUGCUCAAUCUCACCGCUACAGUCAGCCAGCUGCAGAGAGAGGUAUCUGACCGUCAGAGCUACCUGGUGGUCUCUCUGGUUCUGUGUCUGUUUCUGGGCCUCCUGCUGUGUUUGCAGUGCUGCCGCAGCUCCUCUCCCAGCCCCAACAUCAGCACGGCUGCCCUUCCCAAGAGCAACCACUACCCCAGCCCCAAGAGAUGCUUCUCCUCUUAUGAUGAUAUGAGCCUAAAGCGCAGGGUGACCUGUCCGCUUGUUCGCUCCAAGUCAUUCCACUUGUCAUCUACAGAAGUAGGUCCAGAUGACUUGUACAUUGUAGAACCUCUAAGGUUUUCUCCAGAGAAAAAGAAAAAGCGCUGCAAGACAAAGUCGUUGGACAAGGUUGAGAUUCUGAAGGCAUCUGAUCCCUCUGCUCCACUCACAAACGGGGGUCCAAAGUGCAACGGGUUCACACCGUGUCUCCCUGAGCCACCACCACCACCUCCUCCUCCUCCUCCUCCCCCUCCUCCUCUUCCUUCUCCUUCUCUCCCACCGCCUCCCCCUCAACCUUCAGAGGAGGUGUCAUCACUGCCCACGUACACUUCCAAGGAGUUCCCCUCGGAGACCAGCAGCUGCAGCUCGUCCACCCACUCUGAGGAGUCCUACACAAGCCGCCUCCCCCCUCCCUCUCCAAUCCUCCCCUCCGCUGGCCUGUGCAACGGAUACAGCCUGCCUUUCCCCCUCCGGCAGCCCCCUACCAAGUCCCGCCAGGAGAAGCGCUCGACGAAGCGGCGGCGGUCGCGGCAGACAGAGCUGCCGUUCCCUUCCAUGGCGGGGGGUGGCGUCAGCUCUCUGCCCAGCCUGCAGCAGCUAAUGAAGGGAAACAAGGAGAUCAGUGUAGGGACCAUCGGGGGUGACAGCCCAACAUGUCUGAAUACUCACGUCACUCUUACACCCCCCACACACACAUUCUCACACACACACACACACACACACACACACACACACACACACACUUAUAUAGUAGCAGACUUGCAUAGUAAGGAGAUGAGGUGUUACUGACUGCAUCCCAAAGAACCACAUUUUCCCAUGAGCACCCAGGCGCACCGUGGAACUGAAGUGGCUAUGGCAGCAGUAGCUCAACAUAAUCCAGUCCUUAUCCACUCCUGUCAAAGACCUGUUUACGGUUAUGUGCCUUUAUAUCUGUUGUAGAUCUUUCAAUGCUAAAAAAAUGAUAUUUAAAGAAUCGUUGGUGUGGACAGAGAGAGACACCGGUGGGGAGUGAGACAUGAACACAAGUCAAAUCCAUUUAAGUGUUUUCUACUGGAUAAGCACAUUGUCGUGUGACAGUUGAGUGCCAGUGAGUUUUCACCCCCACUCUGAGCACAGAGAGGAGAGGCGCUGGCCUCAACUCUACGUUCCAUCACCUACGGGAACAUCACAAAGUAUUAGGCUGCUUUUUUUUUUGUUUCUUUGUUUUUUUGUUUUGGAUGAAAUGUGACGUUGUGAGAGAACCAUGGAGCGUGACAAACUAUUUCUCAUAUCCUUAUUUCCUCCUGUCAUCUAUGUCCAUCAUUUUCUCCAUUCUGUCAUUGCAUUGCAUCCUAACAUGAGUGCAGGUGUUCAUAUGGGACCAGAGUGUUCAUCUUUCUUUGUACACCAGACUCUCUCUUCCUCUGUCUCUGUCAGUCUGUUCCAAACCAACCGCCAAAGCUGAAUGAAGAACAUCUAUUAUUUUUUUUUUUUGCAUGCAGUGAAUUAGUCUGAAUGUGUUCGUCCUCUCAGUUUAGUAUCGCAUUUCAUCUCAUAUUACAAAUACAGUCGCAGCAGUUUGUAGAUCCUACUAGUUCACAAUGAAAUGUCAUGAACUCACUUAGUUUGGGCUGGUCCUGAAAGUUAACACACACACACACACACACCAAAUAAAGGGGAAUUGCACUGAUGCAGUAGACAGUGUGACUGCGAGGAAAGUAAAAAUGAGUUCAAACAGGCUAGAGGUAAGCCGUAGGGUCUUGUUGUUGUCUUUUUCUGUUAUGUUUUAUUAUUUCUUUCAUCCAUAACUGAGCCAUGCUCCUCUCUUAUCAUUGCUGGUGUGGUUUGUUCUCACAGCCAGUAUGGAGGCAUAAGUUGUCUGUUCAGGGUACAGUGUGCAGUAGGAGCACAUUGGGUGGCAAAGCUGAAUGUUUACACACACACCCACACACAUAGUAGGAUCUACUGGGACCCUACAGCCGAGUCCCGACAGACCGGUUUUAUUUAUCUAUUUAUUUAUUUAAAUGACUACAGAUGUUUCUAACCUAGGCGCUAGCUUGCCAGUCUCCCAACCCUGAAGUGUCAAAGUAGUUUAUCCAUGUAUGUUAUAUAGAAAUAUUAUAGUGCAAUACACUCAACCGCACUUACACAUGACUAUGGUGGAUAGCUCAACCGUGGAUGUUUUGUUUUUGUUGUUGCUGUUGUUUUUUAAGCUUAUGCUCUGACAUUAUAACAGCCCCUAAUUCUGUUUGUCUCAGCCUGAAAUAUCCGACAUAUAUGAUAGCAGUCACAUGUUCGGCUUAUAUGUCCAACAAGAUAAUAGAGUAUUAAUUUUCGAAAACCAGUCUUCUUAGCGUUAUCACACUGCUGCGUUUGUAUUUGUUUAGAGCUGCUGGCUGGUUAAAAGGCUAAACCGAGGGUUUAUUAUUUUGUCUUCAGUGUGCUUGUCUCAGCAUCUUUUCUGGAUCAUUAACAAACCUAAUUUAACUUAACCCAGUUAAUGAUUUCAUGACUGACCAACAUAAACAUUCAGUUUAAUGUUUUAACACUGUAGUGAGUUGCAGAUGUGAAAAGGGGUAUCUUUUUUGUUUGUUUUUUAAAUAUUAAUAAAAAUAAAAAUGCAUGAUUUUCUUAUGUAUGCUGAUUCUGACUGGCUCUGCGUGGUUGGACUUGUGUACAUUUUGACAGAAUUUUCUGCAAACUCUUCCAAAAGUGCGUCAUUACCUCUUCUGACCAGCUCCUCUUUCUCUUUACAUGUCUUUAUCCACCAAGGUCACCUCUGACCACCCACCCCCCUCCACCAUUGUACAACUUUCUGUGACUGAAGAAAAGUUUCAAUAUGCCUGCUUUUUAUUAACCACUCUAAUAUGUUCCCAUUAUGAGCUUAAACACUGAUAAAAGCUCAGUCUACACACCUGCUUUCCUGACUAGCUGAUCUUGCUGUGCUUCUCACUCUCACUGUACACUCUUUUAUUCACUUGUCGUCAUUGCUCCUCGACUUUACGUGUUCGCCCCGCCUUGAAUGACAUUCGCGGUUUGUGAGAAGAAGAAUAUGAACUGUUAUUGAAUAAAGGGAACGCAGCAAAGAUUGGUAUGAUUUGGAACACUAUCAAUGUGACUCUGUAUUUUUCACAAGCUGAACAAAUUUAUUGUUUUUUCCCCCCCCCCUUUUUGAAUGUGUACGAUCUUAUGUUUGUGUGUGUAAAACUGUGUGCAUGUGAGCAUUUUGUGGUGGUGGUGUUGAUCUCGUGUGUGUGUGUGCGCGCGUGUGCGUCUGUGUUAUGAGAAAGACUACUUUGAAUCUACUUAUCCCGUAACACAGCGAAUAGAGAGAAUGCCCUCAGAGAAAUUCUAGGAGCUCAGUGUGCACUUUGUACGACUCCUCAUGCCUUUUUUUUUUGUUUUUCUACUUUAUAUGUCAAGUUCUAUCUUUUCUUUUCCUCUCCCUCUCUGUGAUUACUCUGAAGAGCUGCACAGUACCUUUGAGCAGGAGUGAGUUACUACAAAACUGUAGUGCCAUUAGAAACUGUGAAUUUCUAAAUAAAAACCUUUUUUGUUGUUGUUGUCUUUCA
Molecule: messenger RNA, 7391 nt
Organism: Micropterus salmoides (largemouth bass)
Lineage: Eukaryota; Metazoa; Chordata; Actinopteri; Centrarchiformes; Centrarchidae
Gene: suco
Product: SUN domain containing ossification factor
Exons: 24
Coding region: 238-4629 (1463 amino acids)
Biological process (GO): regulation of bone remodeling; protein folding in endoplasmic reticulum
Cellular component (GO): cytoplasm; membrane
Source: RefSeq, a predicted model, not a curated record